UUUUUCUUUUCAUGCAGGUUUCAGUAACUCGAAAUCCAUUGUAUUUUUCACUUUUUUUAAAAAAUUCUCUUUGUGAAUACUAUAUUGUAAUAUGGCUGCUUAAGCCCCUUGAAAGGACUAGAGUCUGAAGUUUGGGAGAUAAUUUUAUGCAUAAAUAUUCAAAUUGCUUUUGCCACUAUGCAGGACAACUGCAUUCAUUUACCAAACACUAUCUGCAAUGAUAUGUUAGUUAAUAAAUUUAAACGAUUAUUGAUUUGUGGUGGAAAACUCCAUAAAUUGGUUAAAUUCAAUAACCCUUUAAUAGUAAUAACGCAACCUGACUGAAAAUUCACCACAGUCUUAAGUGAGAAUAUAAAGAAAGAUAACAGUCCAAGGCUAUUAAGAGCUAUUGGUGACCCAGAUUGCUCUUGAUCACAUUGUUUUAUUUAUGUGUGCCAAGAUAAACCUUCAAGGAGUGUUUUGUCAAGUAUUACGAAGUGAAAUGAUGUAUUACUUGAUAAGAAAAAAAAUUGGUUUCUUAUUGUAAGGAGUAUUCAGAGAUGUGUAUUUGAUUUAAGUUGGCUUUUCUAUAGUACUAUACAUGUAGUUCCACUUAUAUCCAUUGUUUUGGCCCUGCUCUUUAAGAAAUAAAAGUUUAAAAAUAUUCCUAAAUUGUUUUACUUGGAAAUAAUUCAGAUUCAUUAGGACUCAGUCCCAAUGUAUGCAAGCUUCUAAUGAAAGCCUUGCUUAUUCAUACUUCCUUUAUUUUAAAUAUGUUCCUCCCUCUUUUUGGUAAGACUUAUGUAAUUACAGAUGAAGGAAAAGGAACUACAAUAUUUUAAAGAACUCUGGAUUGUGAAAAUGGAGGAAAUUACCCUGUCAAAAAGAAAGUACUGAAUGAAUGAAUGUGAUAUUUUAAAUUGUGUGUGUGGUGUGUUUUUAAAAGCAUUGCAUAUUAUGUUAACUUUCAGGUUUUUAUUUUAUUAUGGCCUGGGAGUUGAUCAGAAUUGCACAAAACUAUCUCCCAAACUUCAGACUCGUCCUCUGCUCUUUUCCUGUUUUAUCUUCGUCAUGAAUGUUAUUGGCUCAUUUCUGUCAAAACUGAAGAAUGAUGCAGAUGUGACUGAACUGAAGUAUGACCUAUCUUGUGAACUCUACAGGAUGUCCACAUUUUCUACUUUUCCACUGAACGUACCAAUAUCUGAAAGGAGUCUUGCCCGUGCUGGUUUCUAUUACACUGGUCUAAAAGACAAAGUGAAAUGUUACAGUUGUGGCUUAAUGUUGGAUAACUGGAAGAAAGGCGACAGUGCUCUGGAGAAGCAUAAACAACUCUAUCCUAGUUGCAGUUUUGUUCAGAGUCUGACUUCAGUGACUGAACUUGGCUCAUCAUUUCGUUCUGCCUUUUCACCUCCAACUAACUCUGGACUUACCUCUACGCAUUCCCCAAUGCAAACAUUAAGUUUGGGUCAAGUUGGCUAUUACAAUGGAAGCUUUUCCAGUUUUCCUCAAGAUCCAGUUACAUCUGCAGGAAUGGAAGAUCUGUCGCAUUUGAGAUCAAAGUCUAGCAACCAUGCAAUGAGCACAGAAGAAAGCAGAUUACUUACUUUCAAGACAUGGCCCCUGACAUUUUUGUCCCCAUCUUCUUUAGCAAAAGCUGGGUUUUAUUACGUGGGACCUGCAGACAAGGUGGCUUGUUUUGCCUGUGGUGGUCAAUUGAGUAAUUGGGAACCAAAGGAUAAUGCUAUGUCAGAACAUCGAAGGCACUUUCCAAACUGUCCUUUUGUGGAACAAAUUCAAAACAAUUCAAGUUUUGCUGUCUUUAAUUUGGGCAUGCAAAUGUACGUAGCGCGUGUCCAAUCUUUCAGAAAUUGGCCAGUUACAGUUCCGGUUCAGCCACAGCAACUGGCGGAAGCUGGCUUCUAUUAUGUGGGUCGCAAUGAUGAUGUCAAAUGUUUCUGCUGUGAUGGUGGACUCCGGUGUUGGGAGUCUGGGGAUGAUCCAUGGGUGGAGCAUGCUAAAUGGUUUCCAAGUUGUGAAUACCUGAUUUAUAGGAAAGGCCAAGAGUUUGUCCGUCAGGUUCAAGCAAGAUAUCCCCAUCUUCUUCAACAGUUGUUAUCCACUGCAGAUACACCUGUAGAUGAAACUACUGAAGCACCAAUCAUUCGUUUUGAACCUGGUGAGAAUGCGUCAGAAGAUGCAAUCAUAAUGAAAACACCCAUGGUUGAAGCUGUUUUGGAGAUGGGAUUCAGCAGAAGACUGGUCAAGCAAACUGUUCAGAGUAAAAUCUUAACGUCGGGGGAGAAUUAUAAAACAGUAAAUGAUCUUGUGUCUGACCUUAUUACUGCAGAAGAUGAGAAGAAGGAAGAGGAGAAGGAGGAUCCAUCAGAGAAAAUAACAUCAGAUCUGGCCUUAAUCAGAAAGAAUCGAAUGGCAUUAUUUCAGCGCUUGACAUGCACGCUCCCUAUCUUGGAAAGUUUAUUAAGUUCCAAAGUAAUAAGUGACUUUGAACACCAAGUUAUUAAACAAAAAACCCAGACAUCCUUGCAAGCUAGAGAACUGAUUGAUACCAUUUUGGUGAAAGGAAAUGCUGCAGCAGACAUAUUCAAAAACUGUUUACAAGAAUGUGAUCCUGCAUUAUACAAGGAUUUGUUCGUGGAGAAGAAUAUGACAUACAUUCCAACGGAAGAUGUUUCAGGCUUACCUAUGGAAGAACAGCUGAGACGAUUGCAGGAGGAGAGAACGUGCAAAGUCUGCAUGGACAAGGAAGUAUCCAUUGUCUUCAUUCCAUGUGGCCAUUUAGUUGUUUGCAAAGAAUGUGCCCCUUCCCUUAGGAAAUGCCCUAUUUGCAGAGGAACCAUCAAGGGUACAGUGAGGACAUUUCUUUCGUGAAGGAGAGAAACCUGCUAUUUUUUUCAAGCAAAUGUUUUUGUACUUUCUGAAUGACACUAAGAGCUAAUUCAUAAUACCUUGAUCCCUAAAGUAUUUGCAAAAUACAAUCUAAUCCGUGCAGCUCAGUUCUGAUGAAGGUCACAAAUCUGAUGCUUUUGAGGUCAAUUAUUAUCUCUCAAGCGACUAUUUAGAUUUGUAAAUCUGGGUAGGCUGGCCCUUAGUUCCAUGGUGGUUUGAAAAGACGUGAGGUGGGUGAUGAUCUGUCUAUCAGUGUUUCCUACUGUUGUUGAUAAGUAAAAGAAAUUGUUGAUGAUUUAUGACUUGGAGUGUGUUCUGGAGAGUUUGACCUCUGAUAUAACUUGCUGACUAGUUGAAAAUAUCUUUUAUUAUUUACAAUAAAUAAAAUUUUGAUGUGGUUGAAACAUC
Messenger RNA from Python bivittatus (Burmese python), 3294 nucleotides. The record is from RefSeq and is a predicted model, not a curated record. Lineage: Eukaryota; Metazoa; Chordata; Lepidosauria; Squamata; Pythonidae.